This is a messenger RNA of Perca flavescens (yellow perch), 2624 nucleotides long. RefSeq names its product dihydrolipoyllysine-residue succinyltransferase component of 2-oxoglutarate dehydrogenase complex, mitochondrial. Gene Ontology annotation, cellular component: mitochondrion; oxoglutarate dehydrogenase complex. The transcript has 15 exons. NCBI's taxonomy places the organism in Eukaryota, Metazoa, Chordata, Actinopteri, Perciformes, Percidae. Bases 120 to 1463 code for a protein of 447 amino acids. Gene Ontology annotation, molecular function: dihydrolipoyllysine-residue succinyltransferase activity. The record is from RefSeq and is a predicted model, not a curated record. Gene Ontology annotation, biological process: tricarboxylic acid cycle.
CCCGGCCAGCCGCAGUGGUUCCUCCCAGUCAGACAGCUCUCGCGCCAGGGAGCAGCGAGCUUCCGCACCGCUCCUUAAAACCUAAAACUGCUGUCAAAUAAGGAACACCAGCUAGCGCUAUGUUAUCGCAAUCCAGAUGUGCAUACCGGACGAUUGGUCGCUCUCUGUCAGCGGUGAGCCAGGCCAACAAUGUUCUGGUCCGGCAAAAUGUAUCCGGCCUCCCUGUCUGCAGCCGGCUAGUUUACAGGAGUUCUCAGCCAUGUGAAUUUCCAUCAUUAGUGACUAUCUCUCACAUCAGAUUCUUCAAGACAUCUGCUGUUCACAGGGAUGAGGUUGUCACAGUCAAAACUCCUGCAUUCGCAGAAUCGGUUUCAGAGGGCGAUGUGAGGUGGGAAAAAGCUGUGGGGGACUCCGUGACAGAAGAUGAAGUGGUGUGUGAAAUUGAGACUGACAAGACCUCAGUACAAGUCCCCGCUCCAGCGGCUGGCGUGAUUGAGGAACUGCUGGUGCCUGAUGGAGGGAAGGUAGAAUCAGGGAUGCCCCUCUUCAAACUCCGAAAAGGAGCGGUUGCUGCCAAAGCUGCCCCCUCCCCAGCUGCAGAGGCCCCGGCUGCAGCCCCUCCACCUCCACCACCUCCCGCUUCAGCCCUCAGUGCCAUGCCUCCAGUCCCCCCAGUGCCACCACAAGCUGCCCAAGCCAAACCUGUUUCUGCCAUCAAGCCCACAGCUCCAGCUCCAGCACCUCCAACAGCAGGAGGCAGAGGAGAAAGCAGGGUGAAGAUGAACCGUAUGAGGUUGCGGAUCGCCCAGAGGCUAAAGGAGGCUCAGAACACCUGCGCAAUGUUGACCACCUUCAACGAAGUGGACAUGGGCAAUGUUCAGGACAUGAGGAAAAUCCAUAAGGAUGCUUUCUUAAAGAAGCACAAUAUCAAACUGGGCUUUAUGUCAGCGUUUGUGAAAGCUGCAGCACAUGCUCUGACUGACCAACCUGCUGUCAAUGCUGUUAUUGAUGAUACAACCAAAGAGAUUGUCUACAGGGAUUACGUAGACAUUAGCGUCGCUGUGUCAACUCCAAAGGGGCUUGUUGUGCCGGUGAUCCGUAAUGUUGAGACCAUGAACUUUGCUGACAUUGAGAAAACCAUCAAUGCAUUGGGAGAAAAGGCUCGUAACAAUGAGCUUGCUGUUGAAGAUAUGGAUGGAGGUACCUUCACCAUCAGCAACGGCGGCGUGUUCGGCUCCAUGUUUGGCACGCCUAUCAUCAACCCCCCCCAGUCCGCCAUCCUGGGCAUGCAUGGCAUCUUCGACCGACCUGUGGCCAUCAAUGGCAAGGUGGAGAUCCGGCCCAUGAUGUACGUGGCACUGACAUACGACCACCGCCUCGUUGACGGCAGAGAAGCGGUCACUUUCUUACGCAAGAUCAAAGCGGUGGUGGAAGAUCCACGAGUGCUGCUUCUGGACAUGUGAUGUUUCUAGCAACACAUUAAUCCCAUUUAAAGCUGCAUUUGAAAGAAAAAAAAAAAAAAAAAACUCCACAUCACAAAACAUGCACAAGUGAUACAAAAUCGCCUACACAACUAUUGUUGUCUUUUUUACCUGUUCAGUCAGACUGCCGGGAGGAUGUUGCGGUUGUGUCCCAACGCUCAUAUGACGCUUAAAUACGUGGUAUUAUCUGGAGAGAAUGGACUUUCUUCUGGCUGGAUUAACAAAGCUAAAAGAUUGCUUGCCAUCUUCUGUUGGUUGUUGUUUUGCUACAUUUGAAUUUAGCAAAGAGAAAAGUGACAUUUACGUUACACGUCUUAGGACAAAUAUUGGCACAACACAGGCUUAAAAUGUUGAGGAUAACUCUCAUAUGGUUGUUAUUAUUCUACUCAUGUGCUCUUCAGAUGGACGAAUGACGAGUAGAAGAUAAACACUCCCUGCGUCACUUUUGUGUAAUCAUGAAACAAAAUGGCUUUUCCAGGCAACCGUUGGCUGCAUGACUCUUUCUCCCCGGCUCGUUAGUUGGUGCUCCUGAGCCACUUUUUCCACAUCAGGGUCAAGCGGAGCUCACUUAAAGUAGUUCAAGAUGUUUUUAAUGUUAACACAGGAUUGAAAGAAUUCCUUGUUUUGCUGCUAGUCAUUGUUACUAGCAACAGUCUGGAAAAAGGAAUCCACGACUGGGAAACCAGGUUUUUGUAUGGAACAGGCGUAUACAGGUGCCAUGUUUGCAGGUGACUCCAGUUAUAUUUCUGCUUCGCACAGUCCUCAUGUGGAUUUUGUUUUUUAAACCUGUCUUGCAGAUUGUUUGACCAUCAGUCUAAAAAUGUUGAUCAGACUGUUAUAAGCUGUUAGUGAAUGAGACGCACGUGAACCGUGAACUCACUGUUUAUAAACAGAAACUGUACAAAACCCAAACCAAACACCAUUUGUUUUUUAAUAUAUAUAUUAGUAGGCGUGUAUAUAUGUUAGUAUAUUGUUACUAUAUGUUGGGAGUAAUCUUCAAAUCGACAAUUUGGCCGCAGGUUUUUAUGUUGAGCUCCAAUGUGAGAUUUUCAUUGCGCUAUCCUAUCUAUAUAUAAAAUACUUGUAUCUAUUUAAAGAAACAAUUUUAAAGAUUAAAAUUCUCAAGAGUUUUAUGUACUAAAA